Papilio polytes (common Mormon) is the source of this 1635-nucleotide messenger RNA. RefSeq names its product esterase B1-like. The transcript has 3 exons. The record is from RefSeq and is a predicted model, not a curated record. Lineage: Eukaryota; Metazoa; Arthropoda; Insecta; Lepidoptera; Papilionidae. Bases 1 to 1635 code for a protein of 544 amino acids.
AUGGUUCAAGUACGAAUAAGCGACGGCAUAUUAGAAGGAGAGGUGAUCGAAAAUGAAUAUGGGGGAAAAAUAUUCAGCUUCAAAGGCAUUCCGUAUGCACAACCUCCGCUUGGAGACCUCAGGUUUAAGGCUCCUUUGCCACCAAAACCUUGGAACGGUGUCCGAGAUGCUAAGAAGUUGGGAAAUCAAUGUUACCAAUAUGACAUAUUCCUACAAAAACUGAGUCAUGGAAGUGAAGACUGCCUGUACGUCAACGUAUUCUCACCGAAUAUAACACCCGCCAAGCCGCUGCCGGUCAUGGUUUGGUUUCACGGAGGAGGUUUUACAAGCGGAAGCGGUACCGAUGAGAUGUACGGACCAGAUUUUUUAAUAAGACACGAUGUAAUUCUAGUCACGCUUAACUACAGACUCGAAGUCCUCGGCUUCCUUUGCCUGGACACAGAAGACGUACCCGGCAAUGCGGGCAUGAAAGAUCAGGUUGCUGCUCUUAGAUGGGUUCGAAAAAAUAUCGGUAACUUUGGGGGAGAUCCUAACAAUGUCACUAUUUUCGGUGAAAGUGCUGGAGGUGCUAGCGUCUUAUUUCACCUUUUAUCACCUAUGAGUAAAGGAUUAUUUAAGAGAGCCAUACCACAAAGCGGACUUGCUAUCGCUCAUUGGGCAACAAGUUUUAUGAUUAAGGAGAGAUCGUUACAAUUAGCUAGGGAAUUGGGAUGUAAUUCAAAAGACGAAAAGGAAGUGUCCAAGUUUUUAAAGGCACAGCCUGUUGAAACUCUUGUUAAGAAACAUAUUACAGUGACCUAUACCGAAACAAAUAAAGAAGGUCUUAUCAUACCUUUUAAUAUUACUGCAGAAAAACAGUUUGGAAAUAACGAGAGGUUCAUGGUUGGUGAGCCUAUCGAAGUAUUACGUAAUUACGGUAUACAUGAAGGAGUGGAUGUUAUGGAAGGCUACACUGAAGAUGAGGGAGUUUUAAUCCUAGGAGCCGGUCAAAGCGUCCACAAAAUGUUCGCCGAAGCUAAUAAAUAUCCUGAAUUUUUCGUACCGAGAUCAAUCGCAAUACAUUGCCCGCUAAUUGAGCAAAUAGAAGUAGGCAAAAUGAUAAAGAGUUACUACUUUAAUGAUGAGGACAUCUCUAAGGACAACGUGUAUACUUUGCAAAAGUAUUUUGGUUCAGAAUGCUUUAAAUAUCCCACAAUCUUAUUUCAAAAACUUUGUGCAAAAGGAAUGAAAAAUAAAGUUUUCCUGUAUAAUUUUACAUGCAAAUCUGAAUUGAAUAUUUUUAAAUAUUUACUGGGAGUUGCAGAUAUCAUCGGAGAUAGGACUGUCGUCAGUCAUGCUGAUGAACUUCCUUAUAUCUUCUCUAUGAAAGUUUUAAAGGCAAUUAACCCAAACUUUGAUAUUUCACGGGUAAUUAAGUUGAUAGACCAAGUAACAAAACUAUGGACAAACUUUGCUAAAUAUGGUAACCCAACACCCGAUGAAAGUCUCGGCGUUAUUUGGAAACCAUACUCUUUAGAAGGCCAGGACUAUUUGGACAUCGGUAAUAAUUUAGUGGCCGGUACUGCACCAGACAAGGAGGAACUUGAAUUCUGGGAAAGUGUUUUUAAGAAGUAUUGUCCUAAAUUUGCUCCUUGA